CUCUCCCCCAUCAAUGGUUUUCGUAUAAUAAACUCAGGCGAUUUUAUCCUGGUGGAGGAAAGAGUUAAAAGUAGUGAGAACAAGAAAAGGAAAGAAAAUUCAAAGAGAGAAAAAAAAAAUCUUCCAGCAGCAGGAAGAGGAAAGGAAUUGGAAGAAUGGGCGUUGAUUAUUACAAGAUUCUUCAGGUAGACCGGAAUGCAAAAGAUGAAGAUUUGAAGAAAGCUUAUCGGAAACUGGCCAUGAAGUGGCAUCCGGAUAAAAACCCUAAGAACAAGAAAGAUGCCGAAGCCAAAUUUAAACAAAUCUCAGAAGCUUACGAUGUUUUGAGUGAUCCCCAAAAGCGUGCGGUUUAUGAUCAAUAUGGAGAAGAAGGGUUAAAGGGCCAGAUGCCGCCUCCGGGGGCGGGCGGGUUUCCCGGAGGGGCGGACGGGGGUCCGACGAUGUUCCGGUUCAAUACUCGGAACCCCGACGAUAUUUUCUCCGAAAUUUUCGGGUUUUCGAGUCCGUUUGGAGGGAUGGGUGAUAUGGGCGGGUCACGUGCUGGGGCGUCGGGUUUCCCCAGGGGCAUGUUUGGGGAAGAUAUUUUCGCCUCGUUCAGGGGCGGAGCUGGAGAGGGUUCUACGACUAUGCCCCGAAAAGGACCCGCUAUUGAACGAACAUUGCCUUGCAGCUUGGAGGAUUUGUAUAAAGGGACUACCAAGAAGAUGAAGAUUUCUAGGGAUGUUUCUGAUGGUAUCGGGAGGCCUACUACAGUGGAGGAAAUUCUUACUAUUGAGAUUAAGCCAGGGUGGAAAAAAGGUACAAAAAUCACUUUUCCAGAGAAGGGAAACGAGCAACGAGGGGUUAUUCCUUCUGACCUUGUCUUCAUCAUUGACGAGAAGCCUCACAGUGUGUUCAAGAGGGAUGGCAAUGAUCUUGUUGUUACUCAGAAGAUAUCUCUAGUGGAAGCUCUUACUGGUUAUACAGCACAGCUGACAACACUUGAUGGACGGAAUCUGACAGUCCCUAUUAACAACGUCAUUAGUCCAACCUAUGAAGAGGUUGUUAAAGGUGAGGGAAUGCCCAUUCCCAAGGAACCUUCUAAGAAGGGAAAUUUGAGAAUUAAAUUCAGCAUCAAGUUCCCUACCAAGCUUACGACAGAGCAGAAAACUGGCCUGAAGCGGUUAAUAUCAUCUCCCUAGUAAACUACGGUAGCCCUCGCUACCAUCAAGCCAACUUGUGUAAGUUAGCAUUUGUUUUUUUUUUU
This is a messenger RNA of Theobroma umbraticum, 1246 nucleotides long. RefSeq lists its product as uncharacterized. Gene Ontology annotation, cellular component: cytosol. The record is from RefSeq and is a predicted model, not a curated record. Lineage: Eukaryota; Viridiplantae; Streptophyta; Magnoliopsida; Malvales; Malvaceae. Gene Ontology annotation, molecular function: protein-folding chaperone binding.